AUGUCUGAUGAUCAAUGUGAUACGGAUAGCUUUGAAGAUCUUGAACCAGAGCCGUCUUGUAGGAGAAGACGGAGGAAGCCGAAAACUUCCCGUUCUUGUCGGGCAGGAUUGAUAUUCCCAGUCAGCCGGAUCGACCGAUUCCUUCGGAAAGGAGAUUACACCGAGCGCAUCGGCUCGGGAGCUUCCGUCUACAUGGCCGCCGUGCUUCAGUACCUGACCUACGACCUGGUGGACAUCGCAGGGAACAUCGCGAUGGAAGCUGGCCGGCGUCGAAUCGCUCCUGGCCAUUUGCACCAAGCGGUCAGAGAAGAUUCAGAACUCCAGGCUCUGUUUGGAGGGGUCUUGACUCAGGAGAAGACCUGUCCAAGGAAGGCGCCUGUUGCCUCCCCCCGAAAGGGGAAGAAAUCCAGCAAGGGCCUACGAGCUCCAAACGCCAUUGUUGCGUAA
This is a messenger RNA of Notechis scutatus (mainland tiger snake), 447 nucleotides long. Its product is annotated as histone H2A, sperm-like. Gene Ontology annotation, cellular component: nucleosome. Lineage: Eukaryota; Metazoa; Chordata; Lepidosauria; Squamata; Elapidae. The record is from RefSeq and is a predicted model, not a curated record. Gene Ontology annotation, molecular function: structural constituent of chromatin; protein heterodimerization activity; DNA binding.